UUUCAGUCGGUCCUAAAUAUUUUGUCUUGUAAAACGUUUUAACAAUAAAAAUGGAAAAUAUUCCUCGUACGCAUGAGGAUAUUGAGGCUCAAAUUGCCGAUAUACAAUCGAAAAAGAAGGAAGUACAAAAGAGUGCAAGUGAAGGUGUGGGACUAUUGGAUAGUGGCAACUUUUAUGAUACUGAUUUUUAUGAUGAAGGUGCAAAAAGUAAAAGUCGCUAUGAAGGUUAUCACACUUCAAUUGCGGCCAAUGAAGAAGCUGACGAGGAUGAAGAUGAGGGUAUACCAGUAACACAAAAGCGCACAACAUACACUGCACCGAAAUCAGUUUUGAAUGAAGUUACUCAGGGUAAGGAAGAUGUUGAUCCUCUUGCUGACCGUAGACGUCCGACUAUAGCCGAUCGUGAGGAUGAAUAUAAACAAAAACGUCGCCGUGUUAUUAUUUCACCUGAACGUGCGGAUCCCUUUGCUGAGGGUGGCAAAACACCGGAUGUCGGUUCCCGUACAUACACGGACAUUAUGAGGGAACAAAUGUUAAAGGGAGAAGAAAGUGAGCUAAGGCGUAAAAUUAUUGAGAAAUCUAAGGAUGGUACCUUAUUGAAAACUGUACCAGAUCCACCAAAAGAAGGUGGCCGUAAACGUGGCAGAUGGGAUCAAACUGUAAGUGACAGUUUUGUACCCGCAAAAGUAGCAGCCACUCCAAGUAGUGCCGCCACUCCCACAUGGGAGGAGAAAACUCCCGCAGAUCAUCGUUGGGAUGAAACUCCGGCACAUAAAACGGGGGCAGAAACUCCUGGAGCUACUCCAGGCGUAACUACUAGAAUUUGGGAUGCUACACCGGCUCAUGCAAUGACACCGGGCCAUGAAACGCCUGGACAUGAAAAGUCGGUUAGACGUAAUCGUUGGGAUGAAACACCCAAAACCGAAAGAGAGACUCCCGGACACAGUGGUUGGGCCGAGACACCAAAGCCGGACAGAGGAACUAGUGACAAUGUAGUAGCUGAGUCGACACCAGGAGCUUCAAAAAGAAGAUCUCGUUGGGAUGAAACACCCUCUAAUGCUACACCUUCGGCCAUGACACCUAGCAUGACACCAAGUAUGACCCCACACGCUACUCCUGGACAUGUAACUCCUAUGUUAACACCUGGAGGUUCUACACCCAUUGGUGUAAAGGCAAUGGCCAUGGCUACACCAACUCCUGGUGCCUUAGCUGCAAUGACACCUGAACAACUACAGGCCUAUCGUUGGGAAAAAGAAAUUGAUGAAAGAAAUCGUCCCUUCACCGAUGAGGAACUUGAUCAAAUGUUCCCUCCCGGCUAUAAGAUUUUACCACCACCAGCUGGUUAUGUGCCGCUACGUACGCCAGGUCGUAAAUUGAUGGCUACUCCUACCCCCAUCGCAGGUACACCUGCUGGCUUCUUUAUUCAAGUUGAGGAUAAAAAUGCCAAGUUUAUGGACAAUCAACCAAAAGGACAAAAUUUACCAUUUAUGAAACCAGAAGAUGCACAGUACUUUGAUAAAUUGCUAGUAGAUGUUGAUGAAGAUUCUUUGUCCCCAGAGGAAAUGAAAGAGCGUAAAAUAAUGAAACUCUUGCUAACCAUCAAGAAUGGUUCUCCUCCAAUGCGUAAAUCAGCCUUAAGACAAAUUACCGAUAAGUCCAGAGAAUUUGGUGCUGGUCCUUUGUUCAAUCAAAUCUUACCACUACUUAUGUCUCCCACAUUAGAAGAUCAAGAGAGACAUCUUUUAGUUAAAGUUAUCGAUCGUGUUUUGUAUAAAUUGGAUGAUUUGGUAAGACCUUACGUUCACAAGAUUCUUGUAGUUAUUGAACCGUUGCUCAUCGAUGAAGAUUACUAUGCCCGUGUUGAAGGUCGUGAGAUUAUAUCAAAUCUUGCCAAGGCAGCUGGUUUAGCAACUAUGAUCUCUACUAUGCGUCCUGAUAUCGAUAACAUUGAUGAAUACGUACGUAACACUACCGCUCGUGCAUUUGCUGUUGUCGCCUCUGCUUUGGGUAUUCCCUCUUUAUUGCCUUUCUUAAAAGCUGUGUGUAAAUCGAAGAAAUCUUGGCAGGCUCGUCACACCGGUAUCAAAAUUGUACAACAAAUCGCCAUUCUAAUGGGUUGUGCUAUUUUGCCUCACCUUAAAGCUCUAGUAGAAAUUAUUGAACAUGGUCUAGUAGACGAACAGCAAAAAGUUCGUACCAUUACUGCUUUAGCUAUAGCUGCUUUGGCUGAAGCCGCUACUCCUUAUGGUAUUGAGUCAUUCGAUUCAGUACUAAAACCCUUGUGGAAAGGUAUUCGCACACAUCGUGGCAAAGGUUUAGCUGCCUUUUUAAAGGCUAUUGGUUAUUUGAUUCCCCUUAUGGACGCUGAAUAUGCCAACUACUAUACACGUGAAGUAAUGCUUAUUUUGAUUCGUGAGUUCCAGUCUCCUGAUGAGGAAAUGAAGAAAAUUGUGUUGAAAGUAGUGAAACAAUGUUGUGCCACCGAUGGUGUUGAAGCCCAAUAUAUUAAAGAGGAAAUUUUGCCUCAUUUCUUUAAAUUCUUCUGGAAUCAUCGUAUGGCAUUAGAUCGCCGUAAUUAUCGUCAGUUGGUGGAUACUACAGUUGAAAUAGCCAACAAAGUGGGAGCCUCAGAAAUUAUCAAUCGCAUUGUGGACGAUCUCAAAGAUGAAAACGAACAGUACCGCAAAAUGGUCAUGGAGACCAUAGAAAAAAUCAUGGGUAAUUUGGGUGCAGCAGAUAUAGAUUCUCGUCUUGAGGAGCAACUUAUUGAUGGUAUACUCUAUGCUUUCCAAGAACAAACUACUGAGGAUGUGGUAAUGUUAAACGGUUUCGGUACUAUAGUCAAUCAAUUGGGAAAGCGAGUGAAACCAUAUUUGCCACAAAUAUGCGGCACCAUACUUUGGCGUUUAAAUAACAAAUCAGCUAAAGUCAGACAGCAGGCAGCAGAUUUAAUUUCUCGCAUUGCCAUUGUAAUGAAGACUUGUCAAGAGGAAAAACUUAUGGGUCAUUUGGGUGUCGUGCUCUAUGAAUAUCUGGGCGAAGAAUAUCCUGAAGUUUUGGGUAGUAUUCUGGGAGCCCUUAAGGCAAUUGUUAAUGUCAUUGGUAUGACCAAAAUGACACCGCCCAUCAAAGAUCUUCUGCCACGUUUGACACCGAUUUUGAAGAAUCGUCAUGAAAAAGUGCAAGAAAAUUGUAUUGAUCUAGUGGGCCGUAUUGCAGAUAGAGGUCCUGAGUAUGUAUCAGCCAGAGAAUGGAUGCGUAUUUGUUUUGAACUUUUAGAGUUGUUAAAAGCGCAUAAAAAGGCAAUCCGUCGUGCCACUGUUAACACAUUUGGUUAUAUAGCCAAGGCUAUUGGUCCCCACGAUGUGCUCGCUACUUUGCUCAAUAAUCUUAAAGUACAGGAGCGUCAAAAUCGUGUUUGUACCACCGUUGCUAUAGCCAUUGUGGCCGAAACUUGUCGUCCUUUUACCGUAUUGCCAGCUCUUAUGAAUGAAUAUCGUGUCCCAGAAUUGAAUGUCCAGAACGGUGUGCUCAAAUCCCUUUCCUUUCUUUUUGAAUACAUUGGCGAAAUGGGUAAAGAUUAUAUAUAUGCUGUAUGUCCUCUUCUGGAAGAUGCUCUUAUGGACCGCGAUUUGGUACAUCGUCAAACAGCCUGUGCUGCGAUCAAACACAUGUCUUUGGGUGUUUAUGGUUUUGGUUGCGAAGAUGCUCUCGUACAUUUGCUGAAUUAUGUGUGGCCCAAUAUUUUCGAAACGUCCCCUCAUUUGGUGCAAGCUUUUAUGGAUGCUGUUGAAGGUCUGCGUGUUUCUUUGGGCCCUAUCAAAAUUUUACAAUACACCUUACAGGGAUUAUUCCAUCCUGCUCGUAAAGUACGUGAUGUCUACUGGAAGAUUUAUAAUUCUCUCUACAUUGGUGGUCAAGAUGCUUUAAUAGCUGGUUAUCCCCGCAUAACAAAUGAUCCGAAAAAUCAAUAUGAACGUUAUGAACUUGACUACACACUUUAAAGAAAGAGCUAAUAAUACAUUUACAGCAGCAUAAUUGCCGUAUUUAAAAUUUUACAUUAUACUAAUGUUUAAAACCAUUCAUAAGAUCUUAAUAAAGAAAA
Molecule: messenger RNA, 4105 nt
Organism: Lucilia cuprina (Australian sheep blowfly)
Lineage: Eukaryota; Metazoa; Arthropoda; Insecta; Diptera; Calliphoridae
Gene: Sf3b1
Product: splicing factor 3B subunit 1
Exons: 4
Coding region: 51-4004 (1317 amino acids)
Biological process (GO): spliceosomal complex assembly
Cellular component (GO): U2 snRNP; U2-type prespliceosome; U12-type spliceosomal complex
Molecular function (GO): mRNA binding
Source: RefSeq, a predicted model, not a curated record